UGCUCAGCGGUCGGAAAGACACUACUCAUCUUAAGAAGGCACGUUCUGUACCUUCUAUUCAAUCGGUUUGGACGAGUUGACCAGAUAGAAGUUAUAAACCAGGUUAGGCUACUACGAAACGGAAAGAACACGUUUCAUCUAAAGUAUUUGAAUUUUCUGACCAAGGCAAGAACUGGCGUGAAAUUACUUUGCACGUUAAACGUUGAAUUUCAGAGCAUCAUUGCCGUGUCCUCCUGCCAGGGACUUGAUAAAUUUCACUUAAUGGAAUUACAACAUUACUUUGGUUAAAAUCCCUAUUUUUGGACAGAAUGAUCGUAUUCUGGCACAGUCUGAUUCUGGAGCAGUGAAGAAGGCAACUGCUUCACGCCUUGAUUUUAACGCCAUCACGGAGAACAAACGUGUAGUUGCAGAGGGCUUUCUGUAUGAUAGCUGUGAAAUAAUCCAUGAGUUAAAGAUUCUGAGCCUGAAAAAGAUGGAGGAAGUGUCUGAGUGAACUCCCAAAGAAAGCAAAGCCUUUGCUACUAAUACUGAAAAAAGGAUUAAGUACAUUUUGAAACUUUAUCAGAUAAACCCAAAAAUCAAAAGGUCAUAAAAGAUAAGAACAAUUUUCAGAGUGCAGUGAUGGAUAAUGAAGAUCAAACUGAAAGUAUUACUGAAGCAGGAAAGAAAAAGAUUUUUUUUACUUCUGGAGGUGUAGCAGAUGCAGAAGAUGGCAAUAAAUUUCAUUCAUUUUCAAGGAGAAGUUCUUUAACGGGUUCAAGUACUGCCCCUGAAAAAGAUGAAGCAGACAAGAACAAAAUUCACUUGAGGAGAACUUCUUUAGUGGAUGGAAUAAUUGAUGAUCUAACUGAUAAAGAUGGCAGUGGCAGUGAUGCUUUAACAGAUAGUGCUCUUCACGUAACUGGAGUGAUUGCAAAUGAAAAUGACAGCAACAAAUUUCAUUUAGCAUCAAAGGAGAGUGUUUCUCCUGCAGCUGAAGCUACCGACCAUGUAACAGAUGAAGAAGCCCGGAGCGAAUUUCAGUUCUCAUCAAAAAGGAGUACUUCCUUUCCAGCUGAAGUUACAGAUCAUGCAUCAGUCACAGAAGCUAGGAAAAAAUAUCAGUCGGUAUCAAAUAGGAGCAGUUCUCUUGCACGUGGAAUAAUUGAUCAUGUGGCUGAUGAUGAUGAUGACAUUGGCAAAUUUAGUGAAGGUUCAGCAAGCAGCACUCCUAAUGUAACUGCAAUAGAUAAAGCUGCAGCAGAUAAAGAUGACAGCAACAAGUUUCACAAAGCUUCAAAGAAGAGUGGUUUCCUUAUGGCUGGAAUAACUGAUCGUGAACCCAAUGAAGAUAAUAAAGAAGAUUUUAUUGAGCUAUCAAAGUCAAGCAUCCCUAUUGACACUGAUGCGAUUACAAAUAAAACACAUGAAGAGCAGAGUAGAAGAGUGUCUUCUGAAUCAAAGAGAAGUAUUUCUUUUCCUGGAAUAAUUGAUCGUGCUUCAGAAAAAGAGUUUAGUGAUGCUGCCAAGCAAUAUAUAAAGAGGAGUUACUCUUUAGAAAGUAGGGCAACUGCAGAUGAAGAUAGACAUAGAGAUUCUGAAGCUGAAGAAAUAAAUACCCCGAUUUCAAAUCCAAUUUCAUUAGAUAUUCCUGCCACUGGUAGAGAAAGAAACAAAAUAAACUUUCAUUUGUUAGGUUCUUCUAGUGAGCUACAUGAACCUAAAUCUCCAAGUACUAGACAAGCUAAACUUGAAACUAAAAGGACUUCUUUUCAGACUUCAGUAAUUGAAGGCUUUUCAAUAAGUGAUGCAAAGGAAGAUGAUGAAGAUGAAGGAGCAAAGGAUCUUUGGAAGAAGAUAUUUGAACGCAAAGUGACAAAACAAGUGUUAAAUAUACAGCGACUAAAAGCCGUGCUUUUAGAGAAACGGAAACAUGGAAAAGCUAAUUUGGAAAAAAGGAUCCCAAUGGAUUUGUUGACAAAAGAAUGGUUCAGUGAAAAUACAGUGACUGUGCAGACCCGUAUAUACCUUCUGGAAAAACUGUUACCUACUCUAAUUCUCGGUCUAGAAAACCUAUUGAUUGAAGUAGAGAAAAAAAAAUUAACCGUAUUGGAGAGACCACACCCUUACUUUAACCCGAUCAAUUUCCUGGCACAGUUUCUGAUGAGGAACAAUCCUCGCCACUGCAAACUUCCAGAAGAAGAUUCAUAUUUGCUUGGCUUACAACACGUGACACAAGAGCUGAAAAUUCAUGUUACUGAUGUUAAAGAUAACAGGCUCAAAGUGUUUUGGUUUCCUUUUCGGAGGCUUUUGCAGAUUAUCUAUUUGAAACAUUUGAAGUAUAUGUACUCUUAUGUCAAGGGGUUCUCUGAUGCGCCCUUCGCAGAUUUCCUCGAAUAUCUAUCCCGCAGCUCAGUCUUCUUCUAUCUCAGAGGACAAAGGGUUUGGUGGAGACAUCAUUUCGUAGCGCUGUUCCUGGAAUGUGAUAUUGGAAAGUCUGGACUUCUGAAUAGGAAGAGGAUUCUCUCUUUAUUUGAAGAAUUUUAUGAUCAACACUUAAGCAGGGAUAAACAUGAAUUUCAGAACCCAAGAGAAUGGCCUGUCAUUGAGCUUAAUGAACUGGAUCCAGAAGCCUUUAUGCUUGACUUUGGAAAUGACUAUAUUAGUCCUCAAGUACCGACAUAUUCACAAACUGAAAAGAAGGGUUCAACUGGCCAGAUGAAAGUGGAUGAAACUGACCAGCUGCUGUUACAAAGAGGCUUAGAUAAUGGAAACACUGGAAAAGACCAUGUAGAAGAAACUAAAGAUGCUGCACAAGCAAUGUUGACACCACAGAGUUUAUCAGCAAGUGCUGAUGGAUUUUAUACUGGUGUACAUUCUCACUUUCACAUUCCUGAAGAGGUGCAAGCAAAGUUAGCUAAAUUUCCAGAUCUGACGACCAAUCUAUUAGAUCUCCAGGCCCAAAGUCUUUCUCUGAAUACAAGUCCCUUUAAAAAGGAUUUCAUUAACACUUGUCAGUUUGUUCAGCUGAUGGAAUUAUUUGUGUGGGAUACUACUGAGUCUUUACCUCGAGAAAACCUGAUAAAAUUUAUUCGGGAAAGAUACAAAGAGACCAGAGAGGAAAAAUUAGAAAAGUUAGCUCAGGCAAAUCAUGAAAUACAACAAAAGGCACAUGAGACAAUCCUGAGCGCGCUGUUUGAGAAAUGGGAUAUUGAUGUCUCAGGGUACAUCAACCUGAGAGAGCUAGCUGAAGUCAUAAGCAAAUACAAAGAUGGAACAGAGAAGAAAUCCUUAAACAACGCACAUCGCAGACUGAAACUCCACCACAAGUACAAUUCAGACAAUCCCACUCUGACAAAGUCAGAGUUCAUUGUAUACAUUGAAACGAUUGUGGAUGAAAUGUCUGGCAAGGAAGUCGACUUUGAUGGGCUGGUUACAUUUCUCACAGCCAGAAGUGAACAAAAUUGUGUGGAACGAGCACGGCAUAGAGCCAGGAGAAAGUGGUUCUCUGACAUCAAACGAUCAGCAGUGACCUCUGACUCCAGUAUGGCAGCUGUUUUUAAAACUGUUUUCCAAGUCCUUUUUAAGGAUUCAGAAGCACACGGCGGCAACAAGAAAAUAAGUUCUUCCAUUGCCCUGUUGAGGCGUAAUUUUCACAGGCCAGAGAGGGGUGAAUAUUUCUUGCACUAUGUGGCUUGCACUUUGGAAGAUGCACCAUAUGUCUUGAACCAAGCACUCUACAGAGACAUGGGAGUAAGCUUUGCUGCAAUUAAUGAAGGGAAACCACUCUACAUCUACAGAGUUCAGGACCAUGGCAAGGUUCAUUUUUGGAACUGUCAUCGGGAGACACCCGAAGGAUCAUUCCUGGUGGUCCCAGUGAAAGAUCAGCACAAUAGAGUGUUCGGAGUCCUGGGUACUGACACAUUGAGGGAUGAGUGUGGGAAGGUUUUUGCUUCUCAUGAGAUCAGUUUUCAUCAGGGUGUUGCAAAGGCAUUUAGUGUUGCCUAUCAUCAUGUUCAAGUUCGGGAUAGUGUCCUCAAAGCUGUGAACUCUGGUAUGAUGUGGCUUUUUAACAUCACACCAAGCAUCGAGACUGGUAUCACAUAUCUAACUGAACCUACAACUGUGAAGGAGUAUGUUUUAUGCAAGACAAUGACCUCUGAGAAUGACCCUAUCGAACCAUGGUCAGAUGUGCAUGUACCUUCAAUGAUUCUGAUGAGAAAGGACAACUAUUUCAGAAAUUACCUCUUCAGAUGUGCUGAUACCUCACUAGUGGUCAUACCCAAAAUAUCUGAAAGAAGUCGCAUUUGUUUUCCACUGAGAGACAUCGAAGGAAGAACUCUGGCGAUACUUGACAUUGACAUAGGGGUGAAACAGGAGCUCCUGGCCCACGAAUACAGGAGCAUGCUGAAGAUGCUACAUAUCCUUGACCAAGCCUGUGCUCUAAUUGUAAAAGAAGCUACUGAGUUAUCAGGAACUUUGCCAGAAGAUUCUGAUCAUGAAUACAAAAGCUCUCAGAAAUUACUGUUUCAUCAAUUACUGCUUCAAGAUAUGAGUGAAAAUCUCAGUCGUCUGAAUGAGCAGGAACUUGAAAAGCUCAAGAGCUCUGGUGAUCCUCCACCAAUGGUGCAUGAGAUUUUUAAAAUUGUGAUCCAUCUUGUGAAACCAAAUAACAAUGUGGAAGUCCUCACCUGGAGUGAGUUCAAAGAGGAGAUGAAUCAUGGUUUGAUUCAACUAAUCUGCUCCUUUAAUCCCAUUAAAACAGUUGGUAAAAUAAAAACCAGCAUUCUGGAAGAGUACUUUAAAGAUAUCAGACCUGACCAAGUGUGGAAAUCUGGCUCUCUCAUUCUCUAUUAUCUGUACCACUGGGCAUACGCCUGCUUCACACAGAUAAACCUUAAUUCAAGUUUUGGACACUUCUACAAACCUCCAUCUGUUUGUCAUCUGCCUUCAGUGUGAGAGAAGUUCACUUGAUACAUCGUCUGGGAGAAAAAACUAUUCCCAGUGAAAUACCUUAAAACUCUAAUAUUCCAUCUGAAAUUUAAAUAAAUACUUGGUUGAUUUAUUAAUAAUGUUUA
This is a messenger RNA of Hypanus sabinus (Atlantic stingray), 5057 nucleotides long. Its product is annotated as EF-hand calcium-binding domain-containing protein 5-like. The record is from RefSeq and is a predicted model, not a curated record. NCBI's taxonomy places the organism in Eukaryota, Metazoa, Chordata, Chondrichthyes, Myliobatiformes, Dasyatidae. Bases 622 to 4938 code for a protein of 1438 amino acids. The transcript has 18 exons. Gene Ontology annotation, molecular function: calcium ion binding.